This is a messenger RNA of Dreissena polymorpha, 1254 nucleotides long. RefSeq lists its product as uncharacterized. The record is from RefSeq and is a predicted model, not a curated record. The transcript has 7 exons. Gene Ontology annotation, biological process: homologous chromosome pairing at meiosis; meiotic attachment of telomere to nuclear envelope. The coding region runs from base 139 to 1008 and encodes 289 amino acids. Gene Ontology annotation, cellular component: nuclear inner membrane. NCBI's taxonomy places the organism in Eukaryota, Metazoa, Mollusca, Bivalvia, Myida, Dreissenidae.
AAAGUCCAUACAAAGGAAGACAUGACAUACAAAACUCGCAGAUAUUACCUCAUAAGCUGUGCCUUGUAGCGGGUAGGGGGAUCUUGGCUUCUACACAGCUGACCCAAAUCUUAUGUACUGUACUUUAUAUAACAUAUCAUGUUCAACAGUAAAAGAGCUUGGUUUUCAACAAGUGUUAGCAAAAGGAAAAGAAAACUGUGGGGUGACAAUGGGGGAUUGUUAGCCAGUGUUGAGGAUGCAGAGUUCCUCUUCAGCCAGGAUACAGAGACAAGGGACACUGAGAGUUUGUUUUUAAGUGAGGCCUAUCUGGAAGAACAUCUAGCCAUAUUUCACCCUAAUUACAUUUGUGAAUGUGUUAAGAAAGGAAAUACAAAGGAUGUUGUUCUUGGCCAGUAUUUCUUUCCGCCAAAAGAUGUUCAAAACCUUGCGAGGAAGCAGCUUCAGUUCAAGUGGGACCUUGAUGGCAACACAUCCGAUGGAACAGAAGCUGAUUUACAGGCGGAUGAAGAUGCACUGUUAAAAAAUCCUGAGUCAAAACACACAAAAAAGAAGUCAAGUGCCUCUCCAAAGAAAUCACCUCCAAAGGCUACAAAUGUCAACAUGAAUGACAGCCUGAAAGACAAACAUAACAAGAACACUAGUGCAAAGAUAGCAGAGCCCAGACCAGGGCCCUCAAGUUAUGUUGAUCACAUCCCAGAAAGGGUCAUCUCAGAACAGAUAUGUACGAAAAAGAAUACAUCUGAUAAUUCAGUACAAAAAGUUCAAGUGAAGAAAACUGUGGUACCAAAAACGAUUGAAAAUAAUGUUAGUCUAAGAAGAAUGACUCCCACUCAAGGCAUUGACAUUUUGAAGAAACCACAUGUGAAUUCAUCUGUGUGUCCAACAGGAAGGAAAGAGAAAGAAGAAAUGGAAGAAUGUCUUCGCCUGGAAGAUUUAGCCAAAGUACCCAGUGAUUUACAAGAUUUUAUUGUUGGACAGAAUGGCUGCGAACUGGUUCUCCUAUCAUAGCAAAGAUGUUUUUUCGCGAUCCAGUGUAGAAUGUGUUCAUUAAUUUUCAAAUGUUCAUGUACAUACAACAGAUGUAUGUAUAGAACAAAACACUAGGGCAUGUAUUGCUACGUCGGUUACAGAUGCUUUGUUUUGUUCAUUCAUAUACUAGUAUAUAUUUGCCUUUGUUGCUUAUAUUAAAAGAACACGUUGCUGAAUAUAUACUUCUAUGUUUAAUAUUUUCAACUGUUUUAAAUAUAAUGUUUA